AUGUGUGGAGAAGAAACCAGAUCGUCCGUAGUUAUAUCUAAAGUCAUGUCGAAAAAAACAGAGCUACAUUAUAAAAACCGACAUUGUAUGUUAUGUAAUGGUGAAGACGAAGACGAUAUUGUUUAUUGGUCCACAAUAAUUGGAACUAAUAACCGUAAACAGAGACCUAGAAGUGGGCAUGAUGUAAUGAAAUUAUUCCAGAAUCCUAUAAUUGUUAUCCCUCCCCCUAAUUUACGAGAAAUUGUAUGUUACUCAAGUAUGAUAUCGUCAUGUGUACCUUCUGCGACCUUGGAAGAACAACGCCUGUGUGUAGAAAAUGGACUAUCGCCCAUUAAAUACCGAACGUCUAUAUACAAAAACACAUUUUGUCUUCAUUGUAAUAUUAUAUCAGAGCUAACUAACAAGUGUUACCCGGUGAUAAAGGAAGAUUUGUUUUAUGGUGUACAAAUUCAGUCUUAUUCAUUCUCUAUGGUUCUCAAUUGGCAGCAAAAUAGAGAAUCUUUUGUUUUACUUGACACUAAAAUGACUUUUAUUCAAAAUGUAUCUUGUUAUUUUGAUGACGAUGACAAUAUAAAGGAAUGUAAAGUAAGAAAAUGUGUUGGUACUCUGCCAGUAGUCAAUAAUACCUGCAAGAUAGUACCGAAUCAUUUUGGUUGUAUUCAGUACAUUUUCAAAAUUAAUUUCACUGUUCCUUCCCCAUCAUCCCUUGAUAUGAAUCAAGAAGUAGAACGUAUUUCCUUCGAACUCGUUCAGUUAACUGCCACUUUUGAACGUAUGCAUAACGUUACUAAAUACUACAGUCAAAACGUAAGGUUGUAUAAUAUAACGCUAGUUGAAGAUCAG
Messenger RNA from Lottia gigantea (owl limpet), 843 nucleotides. RefSeq lists its product as hypothetical. NCBI's taxonomy places the organism in Eukaryota, Metazoa, Mollusca, Gastropoda, Lottiidae. The annotation marks the transcript as partial. The record is from RefSeq and is a predicted model, not a curated record. The transcript has a single exon.